Molecule: messenger RNA, 3336 nt
Organism: Cuscuta epithymum
Lineage: Eukaryota; Viridiplantae; Streptophyta; Magnoliopsida; Solanales; Convolvulaceae
Source: the annotation of a GenBank genome assembly
AUUUUUUAAUAAUAAUUUGAUGAAAUUCUUUGACGUACUGACACCGGUUAAACUGGAAAACGGGCCGUCUAUCCUUCGCCAACCUCAAACUACCGUGUUCGCGACGACACCAGCACCGCUCACGGCAGCUACCUCCAUUCCUUCCGCCAUCCCAUCUGGGCGGCAACACGGCGAUACCCACUUCGCCGCCCUCCCAUUUACCCAAGGUAAUCUCACUGCCUCUUCUUCCCGUCUACAAAUCUAGCCAGCCUUCUGCGCUGUGUUAUCUGCAUUCACAAUACAGGCGUAGAUCAGGGUACGUUUCGUGACCCUAACUCCAAUCCUGAUCUCCUAUCUGGGAUCUUCCCUUUAUAUGGCACCCCCACGGCUGUCAUGUAUGCUGCUUCUUCUGGAAUUUCUCAUAUGUUACGUUCCAAUUUAUUGUUCUGAUGAUCCCGGGCAUGGUUGCCCCAAGUCAUGGGACAGCUCUCUUCUGAACCACACGUAUCAGUUCUCCAUGUUGCAGCACCAACUGCGAGGUGUAAUGACUGUAGAGGACGGCUGCUCCUUUAGGGUUAGUCAAUUCGAUAUGCUGGAGGGUUCUGAUGUGCGGUGGUGGGGCUCCGUCGGAGAAGAAUUCGAGAAUCUCACCAAGGGUUUUGUGAUUUCCGAUCAGAUUUUGAACAAAACCUACGAAAACGCGAGUUUUGUUGUUAGCUUAAAGAAGAACAUGACUUGGGGUCGUAUUAAAGUUGUUUCCGUUUGGGAUCUUCCUACAUCCUCGGAUUUCGGGCAUGUUAUAUUGGGAAAUUCCACAAACUCGACUGACUAUUUGUCCGCAGUUCAAACAAAAGGGCAGCCCACUAUGUUGCAGAAUUGCAGAGUCUUGUCAGAGAACUAUAGGGUUAGAUGGACUUUAAAUGAAGAUGAAGACACUAUUGACAUUGGACUAGAGGCUGCAAUUCCAUUUGUUAAUUAUAUGGCAUUUGGGUGGGCAAACCCCAAUGCUUCAUCUAAGUUUAUGUUUGGCAGUGACGUGACUGUUACAGGAUUCAGGGAAGAUGGUAUGCCAUUUUCUGAUGAUUUUUUUAUUUCAAAGUACAGUGAAUGUAUGAUUAGCAAUGAUGGAACUGCUGAGGGUGUUUGUCCAGACACUGUCUAUGAACAAUCCGAUAGAGAAUCCGUAAACAAUACAAGAUUGGUUUAUGGGCACAGAAAAGAUGGUGUGUCUUUUAUUAGGUAUAAGAGGACCCUGAAAUCUGUUGAUAAGAAGUACGAUUUUCCAUUGAGUCUAAAUGGGAAAAUGGUAGUUAUUUGGGCAUUAGGGCUGUUAAAGCCUCCAGAUAGUCUCCGCCCUUUCUAUCUUCCUCAAAACCAUGGGUCCACAUAUGGGCACUUGACCCUUAACAUAUCAGAACAGGUAAAUGAUUGUGUGGGACCCCUUGAUGCAGAUGAUAAGCAAGAUCAGGAUCUUGUCAAUGCUGAUAGAAAGGAACCACUUAUUGUCACGGCGGGGCCGGCUGUAUAUUACCCAAACCCACCAAAUCCUUCACGGGUUAUUUACAUCAACAAGAAAGAGUCUCCUGUUCUUCGGGUUGAGAGGGGCGUUCCGAUAGUUUUCUCAUUACAAGCCGGGCAUGAUGUUGCAUUUUACAUCACCUCUGACCCAAUCGGUGGGAAUGCAACAUUGAGGAAUGCUUCCGAGACGAUAUAUUUUGGCGGUCCCGAAGCAGAAGGAGUUCAAGCAAGCCCUACAGAAAUGACGUGGGCCCCUGACCGGAACACACCAGACUUGGUUUACUAUCAGUCUGUUUAUACUCAGAAAAUGGGUUGGAAAGUUGAGGUGGUCGAUGGAGGCUUGCCAGAUAUGUACAACAGUAGUGUUCUUUUGGAUGACCAACAGGUCACCUUAUUCUGGACAUUGUCAGAUAAUUCAAUAUCUAUGGCGGCUCGUGCCGAGAAAAAAAGUGGUUAUCUAGCAAUCGCGUUUGGUAGUGGAAUGGUGAGCAGCUAUGCUUAUGUGGGUUGGAUUGAUGAUGACGGGAAAGGAAGGGUGAGCACUUAUUGGAUAGACGGACGAGAUGCUUCUAAUAUCCAUCCGACUCAUGAGAAUUUGACAAAUGUCAGAUGCAAGUCUGAAAAUGGAAUCAUAACUAUGGAGUUCACACGUCCGCUUCUCCCAUCAUGUAGUCAUCAAGAUCAUAUGCCGGAAUGUAAAAAUAUUAUCGAGCCGACAACCCCACUCAAAGUCAUAUGGGCUAUGGGGGCCCAAUGGUCAGACAGCCAUUUGAGUGUCAGAAACAUGCACUCUAUCACGAGCAAUAGACCAGUAAGGGUUUUGCUCAUGCGGGGCUCUGCAGAAGCAGAAGAGGAUUUACGGCCCGUAUUGGCGGUACACGGAUUCAUGAUGUUUCUAGCAUGGGGUAUCUUGCUCCCAGGUGGAAUUCUGGCAGCUAGAUACUUAAAACAUUUAAAGGGGGAUGGCUGGUUUCAGAUUCAUGUUUACUUGCAAUACUCAGGAUUAACAAUCGUUUUCCUCGGAUUUCUCUUUGCAGUGGCUGAACUUCGUGGCUUUGCCUUCAGUUCACUACACGUAAAGUUCGGACUACUCGCCAUAACCCUUGUUAUUGCACAACCGGUGAAUGCUUACUUUAGACCUAAAAAGCCCUCUCCGAGUGAAGAAGGAUCUUCGAAACGAGUUAUUUGGGAAUAUGUUCAUGUUGUCACGGGAAGAUGUGCUAUCAUUGUUGGUAUCGCUGCUCUUAUCAGUGGAAUGAAGCAUUUAGGAGAGAGGUAUGAUGAUGAGGAUGUUCGUGCCCUCGUUUGGGCGUUAAUUGUUUGGUUUGUUGCAGUAGGCUUGGUAGUGGUAUAUUUGGAGUACUGUCAGAAGAAAAGAAGAGGGAAUAGGGUGUACGGAAGAAGCAACUGGGUGAUGGGUAAUGAUGGCGAGGAAGAAGAUACAGAUCUAUUGAGUCCGAGCAGGGUUGCUGAGAAAGAGUUGCAAUCUUCUGGUAGAAUGGAAGUUCAGCUGGAACCCUUCAGCAGAUAGAGAGGGAGAGAGAUAGGCAUCACACGGAGAUUUGUUGUAUAUUUUUGCUCUCACCACCACCAAUAUUAGUUCCUUUGAAAAUGGCGCGACAUGCACACCUUUUUUUCUUCCAAAGGCUUAUCGGUUGUGCGGUUGUGUGUUAUUGCCAUAAGUACAUUGUGAUUUGUGAGCGCCCCCUAAAGAAGGAAGAAGAUUAAACAAACGGUUUUUACUUUGUAGGACAGAGUAUAUAUAUUGGACUUAUUUUCAUUUUAAGGUUAUAAUUAUAAUACAUUGAGCAAGACCUGCUCUUUCAAGUUCAGACACCC